Molecule: messenger RNA, 375 nt
Organism: Penicillium waksmanii
Lineage: Eukaryota; Fungi; Ascomycota; Eurotiomycetes; Eurotiales; Aspergillaceae
Exons: 1
Coding region: 1-375 (124 amino acids)
Biological process (GO): riboflavin biosynthetic process
Molecular function (GO): 5-amino-6-(5-phosphoribosylamino)uracil reductase activity
Source: RefSeq, a predicted model, not a curated record
AUGCUCAAGGGCUAUGGGGGCGACUUCCUUCGAAUUGUGGAAUAUAAUCAACACUGGCGAUUACAUUGGGAAGGUGUUCUUCGAGCACUGGCAUCUGAAGGAAUCAAGAGUGUUAUGAUUGAAGGCGGCGGAACAGUCCUCAGUGAGCUGCUCAACCCGGAAUACACCAACUUCAUCGACUCGAUCAUCGUGACCGUGGCCCCCACUUACCUGGGUAGCGGCGGUGUUAGCGUCAGCCCACACUCCAAACUUGACCAAGAGGGCAACCCUAAUGCCGCUUUGAAUCCGCGCGAGGUAAAGUGGACUCCACUGGGGCAGAAUGUCAUCAUGUGUGGCAAAAUUCGACCACACGAGGAGGAGCGACAGGGAGAUUAG